Paramecium sonneborni is the source of this 2719-nucleotide messenger RNA. The record is from the annotation of a GenBank genome assembly. NCBI's taxonomy places the organism in Eukaryota, Ciliophora, Oligohymenophorea, Peniculida, Parameciidae.
AUGCAAUUAAAUUGGAAAUUAAUUUAGUUCUAUUCAACAAACAUUAUGAAUGUUACUAUUGGACUGCUUUUAUAUUUAUAAGAUGUUAGUUUAAUAUUAUCACUUGUAUUACUAAUUAUAAACGGAAUAAUAUUGCUAACAAGUUUACUAAUCAUUCAAAAAAAAAAAGUAAUUUCAAAAAAAUAUUUUCGAUGGUUUAUGAGUAUUACACUAAGUGUUCACAUAUCAUUUUGUUGUAUUUUAGAUAGAGAUUUAACUAGAACCGCUUAUAUAUUGUUGAAAGCAUAAGAAAUGUUAAUGGUUAUGAAAUAAUCAAAAACUAAAUCCUUAAUACUACAUCUCCUUUAUAACAUUUUAUUUAUUGUCUUAUUCAUUAUUCAUUAAGAAAAUAUAAUUUCAUAUAUAGUCACUAUUUAUUGUACAAUUUUGAUGUUAAAAUUAAAAAAUUGUUCAUUAAUGGAAUAAAAUUAAGAAUUGGAAUUGCCUUAAUAGAUGACUAAACCCACUCAGAGAAAUUCAGAAUUUAUCAAUUUAAUAUCAGAUUCAAUUAGUAAUUCUUGGUUAAUUCGAUUAUAAAAUAUUCCAGUAGGCAUCAUGAUUGUAAAAAAAGAUAAUCUGUAAAUUAUGUUUUAAAAUCAAUCUCUCCUCUAAAUGUUUAAUGGUAUUUAAGAUAUUCCUAAAUUUUUAAUGAAUGAAUUAUAAUUUAAACUAUAAAUCAAAAGAAAAAGGAAAUAGGUUAAAGAGACAAGUUUAAAAUUACCAAAACAAUCCCCAAUAUAAUAGAGUAGUGUACCAAUAUUUUUUAGUUGCAAUAAAAUGCUUAGUAAUUAAAAGCUUCCAAAUACAUUGAAUGAAAUAUUAUUAGAACUUUAAAAUGGAAAUCUUGAUUAAUUUUAUUCAAAAGAGAAUAAUUUAGAACUUAUAGCUUAAUUAUCAAAAACUAAAUAAGCAGCAUUUCAUGAGGAAGAAUAUACAAGAAAUAUUUAGUGUAAGAUAUUUUGUGGUUAAAAUGAUUAAGAAUAUUUGAUUAUAAUGGAUGACAUAUCACUUCAAAGCUAUUUAUAAAAAUUAGAAACAAGAGAAAAAUUUUAAGUUAGAAUAAUUGAUUCUUUUUCUCAUGAAUUAAGAACACCUCUAAAUAGCGCUAAAUUAUUUCUUGAUGGACUUGUUAAUGAUCAAAGUAUCAAUGAAAAUCAUAAAUAUAAUUUUAUUUAUCCUGCUUCUAAUGCACUAAAAUUAUAAGCAUAUUUAAUUAGAGAUAUUAUAGAUUUUACUUAAUUUCAUUCUCAAGUAAUCAAAUAUAAAUUUGAAGAAUUUAACUUUGAAGAUAUUGUUGAAGAAGUAAAUGAUAUAUUUAGGCCAAUUCUGUAAAUGAAAAACCUUGGAUUACAUAUAAAUGUUAAAAAUUCUGUUCCUCCACUAAUAUAUUCAGAUUUUGAUAGAAUUAUGUAGAUUUUAGUAAAUAUAAUCUAGAAUUCAAUUAAAUUUUCUGAGCGAGGAUUGAUCACCUUAGAAAUUUCUUUUUAUGAAAAUACUUUAUCAUUUUGUGUAAAAGAUUAAGGUGCAGGUAUAUAAAAUGAUUAAUUACAGAAAAUUUAAGAAUUCUUGUAGUCCUUUAACUUAAAUAGAGAUUUUUCAUGUCAUGAUGAAUGGUAAGGUUUAGGAUUACUUGUCAGUUAAAUGAAUUUAUUCAAAUUAGCUCCUUUAAAUAAAACUUAAUUGAAAAUAACUUCUAGUGGUCAAGGUGAAGGAACUUAAGUCUUCUUUAAAAUUAGAACAAGUUAAUCUUCUAAUACUCAAAUAUUAGGUGGUACUAUAAAAAGAUAAAGUUUAAGAACUGCUUUUACUGUACCAGAUCUGUGUAUGGGAAUUCAAGGCUUAUUAAUAAUUAAUAAUCCAAAAUUUGAUAAUAUAAUGGUCGAUAAAAAAAUUUAAUAAAUUCCAAUUAGACAUCACUCCUCAAUAGCUAAUUAUUUUCGACCUUAAUAAUCAACUGGAUUGUUAAAUUAAUAUGUAUAACAAGAAACCGAUCUAUUAUAAGAUGAUGACACUUUAAGAGGAAACAUUCAGGAUAAUUUACUUAAAUUAAAUAUAAUAAGCAAACCAUUUUCAAUUUUUAUAAAUAAUAAGGAUUCAAAAGAAAAAUAAAUUAAAAGAAGAAAAAAAUCUUCCUUUAGCCUUUCAGAAUUAGAUAUAGCCUCAAGCAAAAGACCAAAUACAUUAAUCUCAAGACUAAUUUAAAGAGAAGAAUAGGAGAUAGAAAUGGAAGAAAAAUUUGAAAAUUUGUAGUUUUCUUGUCAAUGUGCGAGAAUAUUAUCUGUAGAUGAUGAUCUCUUUAAUUAAAAAGCCCUAUAAGUCAUCAUAAGAUAAAUGGGGUUUAGAUUAUUAAUAGUAAUUUUCAUUUAAUUUUUAGGCAUAUAAUGGAUGUCAGGCUGUUGAAUUAAUUUAAAAUACUGAAAAAUGUUCUGAAUCGUGUAAAUUGUUUCAUUUUAUUCUAAUGGAUUGUUAAAUGCCUAUAAUGGAUGGAUGGACGACUACAAAAAUUUUAAUGGAUCUUAUAAGAGAUAAGAUUGUACCAGAUAUCCCAAUUAUAGGGUUGACUGCAUUUAAUUCGACAGAGGAUAUCAACAAAUGCCUAGAAGUUGGAAUGAGAGAUGUCUUAACGAAGCCCUUAAAUAUCACCUAGUUAAAACAAGUGUUAAUAAAAUUAUUUAAUUGA